CAGGAGUUGGCUUUUAUAGUUGGUCCAGUGGCGUGUCGGCGCCACCUUCAAAUCUUCGUCAUCGAUUUCAACAUAAUCAUUAUGGUUUCAGCGAGCUGAGUCACCUCCCAGCAACAUGCCAUGAUGGUGGCCUAGCUGUUUUUGAUUAAAGACCUGUCACAAAACUGUUUACAGUGUUAUCAGGCACCUUGGACGUGUAAUAAGGUAGUACUUGAACGGAUUUGGCGGUCACCACCACCAGCUCUGGACGACGUAGUGAAAGUUUCACUUGUUCACAUGUCACCGCUUGAUAGAGCCACUGCAUUGAGGAUGAAAGCUCCACCUACGCGGUCAAGAAGCAACAUCAGCUGUUUCAUUAGAUUGACUGUGAAGCUGCGGUCACACUGAGGUAAAAACAACAACAAAAAUAAGAGAAUAAAAAUGUUAAUUUCCCGGCUAUUACGAAAACAACGCAUUUACGGCAAUUUAAGCUGGUCCCGAUGGAGUAGCGAUGCCGCCAAGGCCUCUACUGAGGCUAGUCCGCUGGAUACAACCCCAGAGAAGCGGCAGCAAUUAAUCAGCGAGCUGGCGGAGCCGCUGGACCGCAAAAGCCGGCCCGCCAUCGAUCCCAAGGAGACGAGCGUAAUGCUCUUCCCCGGCCAGGGCACCCAGUAUGUGGGCAUGGCCAAGGACUUGCUCCGCUUUCCCGGCGCACGCCGCAUCUUUGAGCUGGCCAAUGAGGUACUGAAGUUCGACUUGCUAAAGAUCUGCCUAGAGGGACCACGUGAGAAAUUGAAUCGCACAGAGCAUGCCCAGCUGGCCGUGAUGGUGUCCUCCCUGGCGGCGUUGGAACAGCUACGCGAGGAGCGGCCCAAGGCCAUUGAGACGUGUGUGGCUGCCGCUGGCUUUAGUUUAGGGGAGAUCACAGCCCUGGUGUACGCCGAUGCCAUACCAUUUGACAAGGCGCUACGUCUGGUGCAGGUGCGGGCCACCGCAAUGCAGGCGGCAUGCGACCGAGCAGCCGGUGCCAUGGCCAUGACGCUGUACGGACCGGACACCAACCUGGGCGAGGCCUGUGCCCGAGCACAACAGUGGUGUGUGGACAAGGGCGUAGAGUCGCCCUACUGCGGCAUCGCUAACUACAUGUAUCCGCACUGCAAGGUGGUGGCUGGCAAUGUGGAGGCCCUCGAGUUUCUUGAACAGAACGCCAAAGCCUUAAAGAUCAGGCGGAUGAAAAGAUUGGCGGUUAGCGGCGCCUUUCACACUCCCCUCAUGCAGAGUGCCGUGGAGCCGUUUUCCAAGGCUCUAAAAUUGGUGCACCUGCAGGAUCCCGUGAUCAAAGUUUACUCAAAUGUUGAUGGAAAGCCGUAUCGCAACGCCAAGCACAUUCUGACGCAGCUGCCGAAGCAAAUCCUUAGGCCCGUCAAGUGGGAACAAACACUCCACGAGAUGUACGAGCGCAAACAGGGCGUCGACUUCCCGCGCACCUUUGAAUGCGGUCCCGGCAAGGGUCUCGUCCAGGUCCUGGAGAAGGUCAACGCCAAGGCGGCGCAGACGAGCUUUAAUGUUACAGCCUAAAAGUUUAUAAUAAAAUCAAUUUGUUGCUUUUA
Molecule: messenger RNA, 1589 nt
Organism: Drosophila serrata
Lineage: Eukaryota; Metazoa; Arthropoda; Insecta; Diptera; Drosophilidae
Gene: beg
Product: malonyl-CoA-acyl carrier protein transacylase beg
Molecular function (GO): transferase activity
Source: RefSeq, a predicted model, not a curated record